UAUCUUGAGAUCAUUAACACCUAAGGAGUAGGAAAACUUCGCGGGACGAAACAUUGUAACGCAGUCGAAUCGGGAACUGGAUACUUUGUUUGCGGACACAUUGUCUGGCAACUCGUGGGUCGGAAAAAGUGGCAUGUUAAUUCGACGGGCGGGAUCCAGCAGAUCGGGAUCCUUUUAGGCUGUUCCGUUACCGCCCGAGAGAAUAGAGAAACAGGAAACUUUCUUCCAUACAUCACAGGGUCCUGCUGAAGUUUAAGUCUUUUAAUGGAUUCGGACGGACUGGCACUUUACAGGAAAUAUACAACACCUGACAAAUAUCUGGUACCAGGAUUGUGAAAUCAGUUUAGCGCAAUAUAAAUAAUGUGUUAUUCAUCUGUUUUAUGUGUGAUAAUUGAUUUUUGAUGUGUAGGUCAGAACAUCAGUAACAAAAUAUUUCUUUAGCGUAAUCGAUCGACCGUAAUUUAUUUAAUAUAGGGCUAUAUCGGUGUAUAGACCAAUAAGACAUAUUGGUGUAUAUUUUGAUUCGACUUUUAGGUUAGUAUACAGUUUAUUAAAGUGCCUUCGGCGAAGCGGGGGACGUGUCCAGUCUUGUGAAAUUCUUUCCACCGAAGCAGGAGCUUUUCUGAGCAGAGGCGCCCCCAAAGCUUGCAGAGAAGCACCGAUGUCUUUGGCGGAGCAGAGUCAGCAGUGGUGCCCCACAAGCGUGAAGGUGACAGUGCUACAGGCGAGGGGUCUUAAGAUCAAGGGCAAGAAUGGCACCAACGACGCCUACGCCAUCAUGCAGGUGGCCAAGGACAAAUUCUCCACGGCCGUAGCCGAGAAGAGCGUGACCCCCAUGUGGAAGGAGGAGGCCACCUUCGACCUGCCGCUUUUCCAGCAGGGAAGCGCCGAUCGCAGCACGCUGUACGUGCAGGUGAUGCACCGUGCUCUCAUGGGCAUGGACAAGAUGCUGGGACAAGCCAUAAUCGACCUGGUGCAGCUGCAAGCGAACAAAUCCCGCAACAAAACAGACUGGUUCAAGCUCCUGAACAAGUCAGGCAAGCAGGACAAGGAGCGCGGUGAAGUUCAGCUGGACAUCCAGUUCCUGAGGAGCAACAUGACGGCCAGCAUGUACGACCUGUCAGCGCAGGACAAGCCUCGCUCGCGCAUGGGCAAGCUCAAGGACAAGCUGCGGGGCAAGCACAGGGGGGGGCACUCCGACUCCAUCUCUGCCAUCGUGCCGUCGGUCAGCCAGGGCCUGACCGACAGCGAGGGAGAGGAGGGCAAUGAGGACGAUGACAAAACCGGCACCCAGAAGUCAUCGAUGUCACUCCUGACCCCCAAGACCAAUCUUCAGCGCAAUAUAUCCCAGUCAAUGUCUCACCUGGGCUCUGGUUCCGAGUGGGACACCACCAGCAAGGACCAUCAGGACCCUAGUGACGGUAAGAAGAUAUUUGGGUUCCUGACCCACAAGCGCUCAGGGAGCUCUGACAGCAAAGUGAGCCACGGGCCCCUCUCACUGCUGGGUCAACAUAAACAAGCCCCUGCAGAACCAGUCACCAUCUGCAUCAACGGCAGCCACGUGUACAACGAGGAGCCACAGGCCAAGCCGAGCCACACGGGGUCAGCCCUCAGUCUCUCCGGCUCUCCACGUGGUUCUACCGAGAAUCUGCACCGAGUUGGAAAGGGAGAUGGUACUGGCAGCUCUGCAGACACCUUCAAGGGCUUCGAGAAGAUGAAGCCAGAGAAGGUGGAACAAGAAAGGAAGAAGCAGGAGGAACAGGAGAGGGAGAGAACGAGGCAGGAGGAGCAGGAGAUGGAGAGGAAAAAGCUAGAGGAAAGGGAGAGGAAGAGGCAGGAGGAGCAGGAAAGGGAGAAGAAGAGGCAGGAAGAACUGGAGAAAAAGAAGGUAGAGGAACGGGAGAGAGAAAGAAAAAGGCAGGAAGAGCAAGAGAGGGAGAGGAAGAGGUUGGAGGAGCAGGAAAGGGAGAGGAAGAGGUUGGAGGAGCAGGAAAGGGAGAAGAAGAGGCAGGAAGAACUGGAGAAAAAGAAGGUGGAGGAACGGGAGAGAGAAAGAAAAAGGCAGGAAGAGCAAGAGAGGGAGAGGAAGAGGCUGGAGGAGCAGGAGAGGGAGAAGAAGAGGCAGGAGGAACUGGAGAAGGAGAGGAAGAGGCAGGAAGAACUGGAAAAAAAGAAGGUGGAGGAACGGGAGAGAGAAAGAAAAAGGCAGGAAGAGCAAGAGAGGGAGAGGAAGAGGCUGGAGGAGCAGGAGAGGGAGAAGAAGAGGCAGGAGGAACUGGAGAAGGAGAGGAAGAGGCAGGAAGAACUGGAAAAAAAGAAGGUAGAGGAACGGGAGAGAGAAAGAAAAAGGCAAGAAGAGCAAGAGAGGGAGAGGAUGGGGCUGGAGGAGCAGGAGAAGGAGAGGAAGAGGCAGGAGGAACUGGAGAAGGAGAGAAAGAGGCAGGAGGAACUAGGAAAAAGGAAUCAGGAGAAAAUAAGUCAAGAGGUGAACACAAAGGUAGAACAGAGACCAGGUAAAGAAACUCCGGAGGUGUACAGUUCAAACCCCUUUGAUGACACGAACAGCUCCAGCCCUUUUGAAGAAAGCCCCCUAGAGGAGCUCCAUGGAAUCUCCGGCCGACCCAGCCGCUUGACCAGAGUGUCUGCUGUCAAGCCCAGACGGCACCCGGUGAAGCCCCUGAGGACUGCAGAGAUCCAGUCUGUCACCAGUGCUGCCGUUGCCCCAGUAGGGCACGAUGUGGGGGUGCAGGCCGCGAUAUCAGAAAAAUCAAAGGAGCCAGAGGCUAAGGAGGAGGGGCCUUAUUCCCAGCUGACCCGGUCGGAGCUCAUCGCCCUGCUGGUCAAGCAGCAAGCCCAGCUGGCUGAGCAGAGCAAAAAGAUCCGCAACCUGGAAGACUACAUCGACAACCUGCUGGUGCGCGUCAUGGAGGAGAACCCCAGCAUCUUGAUGGACCUGAGCGGAACCAAGAAGGCCAUCUAGGCUCCCUUCUGAGGGACCGAGUGCUGCUGUGUCAUAGAGCCCCCCCCCCCCCCCCCCCCCUUAGCUGGGAGCCCAAGCCCAGAUGCUGCUCCUCAGGAUAGCAGACAUCUGUCAUGAUUCACUUUUUUCUGGAUGGUGGUGGAGCACAAACGUGAUUAAAGGCUUUAAAUAUUAAAAUAUGGAACAUCUCACGCAAGGAGAAGGUCAAAUCAGUCAAGCCUAAUUUACGAUUCAUAAUGCAUAUUGAACAACAGGGCACUGCAACCUGUGUUGAUUCCUGUCAUCCAAAAAUGGGCGACAUUUGUAGUGCAAUUAAUGUGCAUGUAAACCCAGAGGGUUGCAUGCAGUGCAAAUGCAGUCCCUCCUCCGCAAAUCUGUACGCAAUACCGCACGAUUCUCAAACUUAAUGCAGAAGUCCAAAAAGUGCAGUACAGUUUUUAUGUGAUUUGCUUAUUAUAAAACCGCAAAUGUUUUAUUUUAAAACAAACCAACAGAGAACGAUUCUGAUGUUGGAACAUAUUUGUCUCGUAAGUUCUCUGACAUCUGCACUUUAUGUCUGAUUGCGGAACUGGCUUAAUGCAUUAAUAUUACAUUUGUAAGAAAACGCCAUACCUGUUUUUCACAUGCAACUCGACCAGUUAGAAAACUUUCAUCACUGUAAAGUUAGUGUUUUUUUCCCCUUUUUGGAGAAUAUUGCACCAGAUCAUUAUUGGGUGUAUAAUGUUCCAGUUUGGUGGUGGUUUCACAGUUUGUCGGCCAUCAGCAUUACAGCCUUAAUUGGCUCGGUGUCAGUCUGUUAACGUGUCUCGUUUUGUCACUGUGAUCAAGGCAAACUGGGAUCGGAGAGGUGGCCAUUUUGACACCAGCAUACCCAUGUGAAAAGGUCACAUGCGAAAGUCUAAAGCAAAUGAAAAUAAAGACGGUGAACUUA
Molecule: messenger RNA, 3911 nt
Organism: Brienomyrus brachyistius
Lineage: Eukaryota; Metazoa; Chordata; Actinopteri; Osteoglossiformes; Mormyridae
Gene: rab11fip1b
Product: RAB11 family interacting protein 1 (class I) b
Exons: 5
Coding region: 662-2980 (772 amino acids)
Biological process (GO): regulated exocytosis
Cellular component (GO): intracellular membrane-bounded organelle
Molecular function (GO): small GTPase binding
Source: RefSeq, a predicted model, not a curated record